This is a messenger RNA of Bacillus rossius redtenbacheri, 5001 nucleotides long. RefSeq names its product protein mahjong (gene mahj). Bases 138 to 4574 code for a protein of 1478 amino acids. Gene Ontology annotation, molecular function: protein binding. The transcript has 30 exons. Gene Ontology annotation, biological process: protein ubiquitination. NCBI's taxonomy places the organism in Eukaryota, Metazoa, Arthropoda, Insecta, Phasmatodea, Bacillidae. Gene Ontology annotation, cellular component: Cul4-RING E3 ubiquitin ligase complex; nucleus. The record is from RefSeq and is a predicted model, not a curated record.
GACUGCUGGCAAAUGUAGCAUCAGGAUUUGUGUUUUUGGUAUGAAAUAAUGAUAACUUGUGUUCUGUCCUAAAUUUAAUAGUGGUUUUGCCUCACUGCGUUUUAAUCGUGAUUGUCAGUUGCGACAAAACGCUUGCAAUGGACCAGCGACUGAACACGAAUGAUGUAGCCGCGAUCCUGCGGAUAUGGGAGGAGGAGAACCAAACUCCGGGAUAUGACCCGGUGCCCAUUCUUACGAGGCUGGCUGAAAUCAUCGAAGCAGAGACUGAGAAUUACAUGAAGAUGGACCCAGACCCAUUCGAUGAACGCCAUCCGUCUCGUACUGAUCCAGACUGUGAACUGGGCCACAUUCUUAAAGUUUUGUUUCGAAAAGACAGUUUUGUUACUAAGCUCGUGAACGACUACCUCAGAGAAAACUAUUGGUCCCGCUCGGGAAGCCACAGUAAGGAUUCUCGUAAAGUGAACAUUGCAGCAUGUAGGCUGAUGCUGGACAUUAUGCCUGGUCUUGAGAUAUCUGCAGUUUUCCAAGUGCCCGAGAUGGAGAGCCUGAUACUGCGGGUGUUCUCCUGGGCGGAGAAGUCGGUACAGCCGCUGCAGAGCUAUGCCACAGGCCUGCUGGCAGCCGCCAUGGAAGUACAGGACAUUGCUGCUAAUUUCAGGGAGCAGAACGCCAAGUUGGUGCCCCUGAAGCUGCAGGAGCUCCACAGGCUGCAGUCGUCUGCCGCGGAGGAGGCUCAGACCCAGUGCUCUCUGCCGUCCGCCAGACCGUUCGCGCACCUAGGUCAAGGUGAGAGCAAGAACGCGCAGCGCAAGAGACGUAAAUCCAUAACUAACGGCUGUGUGGGGCGAACGUCACCCCUGAGGUCCCCGACCGCGCCGAGCCUCUACAACGACAGCUCGGACUGCACCGAGCUGCUGGUGAACGGCGUGGACAGGAGCCCGCCCAGGAAGAAGCCGCGCAAGGAUCUGGACGAAGACUGCCAGUUGUUCGACAGCUACGUCAUGUCCCCGCCCCCCUCGGUGCAGUCCAAGGUCACCUCUGUCGUGCCGGCGACUCACAUGAAUGGAGCACCAGUUUCGAGCGAGUGCAGUAAUUCUUCCUGGGCAGAAAUGGAGAGUUAUGUGAUUGGCAACAUACAGAUGUACCCACCAACCACUGCGACCAGACAAAUGCUUAUACUCAGAUACCUCACCCCUAUGGGUGAGUACCAGGAGUUCCUCAGCCACGUGUUUGAACACAAUGCGUUGGAGCUGAUCCUGAGGUACACCAAUCUCCGUGAAUCAAAGGAUUCCAGGCUGGCAUUCGAGGCUCUGAAGUACCUCGCUGCCCUUCUUUGCCACAAGAAAUUUUCCAUAGAGUUCAUCAACAUGAAGGGAUUAUCGACACUACUGAGCGUCCCUCGGCCAAGUGUUGCAGCAACGGGCGUUUCCAUUUGUUUGUACUACCUGGCGUAUUGCGAAGAUGCCAUGGAGAGAGUUUGCCAACUGCCCCACAACAUUAUAUCUGAUCUAGUGAGGUACGCGCUGUGGCUGCUGGAGUGCUCCCAUGCGUCUGGCCGAUGUCACGCGACAAUGUUUUUUGGACUGUCCUUCCAGUUCCGGGCCAUCUUGCAUGAGUUUGAUGCACAAGAUGGACUGCGGAAGCUUUAUAACACGGUGAGCACGCAGCAGAUCCUGACGGCGGACUACAGCGGCGCGCUGAACGACGACGAGGAGUCGGCGGCCCGCCAGGUGGUGCGGCACGUGUGCGUGGCCCUGAAGCGCUACGCCGAGGCCCACCUGUGCAUCAGGGCGCGGCAGCUGCGUCGCAGCCAGCUCCGGGAGACCAGCGGCCAGCACCUGGAGCCGGCCCCCCACCCCGUCAAGGUGAAGAGCACGCCGGAGGAGGUGCUGGAACACAUGCAGACGCUGCUGGAGCUGAUGCCCUUCACCUCGCACUGGGAGCCCGUCGACCAGUUCGUGAGGCACGGCGGCAUCACGCUGCUGCUGCAGAUAGUCGCCCACACUUACAAGUGGAACUACUCCGGCAGGGCGGAGACGACGCGCAGCGCGCUGGACGUGCUGGCCAUCUGCAGCGUCAUGCCGCAGGUGCAGGUGCAGCUGUGCGAGCGUGUCGAGCUGCCCGACGGCACCGUCACCGUCGGCAUGAACAUAGUGCUGGGCGCGGCCGAGGGCGAGAUCGUGGCCGACUGCGACGUGCGCCGCUCCGCCCUGGCCAUCGUCGCCAACUGCGUCUGCCCGCCCAUCAUGCGGGUUGGCGGCAACAUGGGACGGUUUUCAAUCAUGGGUUUGUCAAAGAAGAAAAACCUGCGCACGAGUGAAGAAUUAAUAACGAAGAUGUGGGAAUGCGUGAGGACAAACAAUGGCAUCAUGGUGCUGCUGCAGCAGAUCAUGUUGAAGACCCCCAUCACGGACGCAGACUCGCUGCGCGCGAUGGCGUGCCGAGCACUUGCGGGGCUGGCGAGGAGCGAAACAGUGCAGCAGAUCAUCAGCAAGCUCCCGCUUUUCACCAAUGGGCAGCUGCAGCUGAUGAUGAGGGAUCCAAUACUGCAGGACCGGAGGUUGGAGCACGUCAUGUUCCAGAAGUACGCCAUGGAGCUUUUGGAGCGGGUCUCCGGCAAGCCGAAGCCAACAGGGAACGAGCUGGAGAUAUCUCUGUACAACAUGCACAGGGCGAGCGUGGUUGCUCAGACAAGGAUACAGUACAACAGCAAGCAACUGAACCAGCUCAUCCACCAACACCUACUGUCUCAGGGCUUGACUGAGAGUGCUGCCAGCUUGCAGCGUGAAGCCAGCCUGCCGAGUCUGCCAACAAAGCAAGGCAACAGCACUUUCUUCCCACCUUACAGCCACAGGCCGCGGCUGUCGGUGGGCAGCCCCGCGGUGGAGCACCACCCGCCCUCGCUCCACCGCUCGCCGGCGGCGCACCUCUCCGGCACCGUGAGCAGCUCCCCGCCCGUGGCCCAGCGGCUGGCCACGCCCUCCGGCUCCCUGGCUGCCGGGAGCACCACCCCCCACCACCUGCCCAUCAGGCUGUCUCUGUCCAGCUCCAAGCGAGCAAUCCAAAGCACGAGCAGUAUGUUCAGUGCGUGUAGCCGCUCUUUGCAGAAGCAGAUUUCUUGGGAGAACUCCUUCCCGUCCCCGCUGGGCAAGACCACGCUCACUUCGAGUGGAGACUCGCACAUCACGCUGGACUCGAUAAUCACGGAGUACCUCACCAACCAGCACGCGCUUUGCAAGAACCCUGUCGUGCCUUGUCCGCAGUUCAACUUGUUUGAGCCGCACAGGUGUCCCGACCCCAAGGCCAAGAACUCCUCGCCCACCAACUUCGUGAUGCGGACGUGCCGGCGGGAGCUGGGGCUCAGCGGCCGCGACGCCGUCAGGCUGGACCACCGGCUCGUCCACAGCCGCUUCUGCCCGGUGAAGACCUUCCGGUCGACCAGCGAGGACGGGGGGUUCUUCACCUGCUGCGACUUCCUGCCAUUUGAACACUGUGUAAUGGUAGGCAGCUACACAGGUGAAGUCAAAACUUACAACUUAAGUACAGGAGCGGAAGAUGCGUCGUACCACUGCCACGACUCUGCGAUCACGCACAUUAUGUGCAGCAGAGACCAGUCCCUCCUGCUCACGUCGUCGCUGUGGAGGCGACCGCUGUCCGCGCUCUGGUCCAUCAAGUACUUCGAGCUCAAGUUUCCUAUGGAUGAAGAAGAAUAUGUAGAAUUUAGCAAAGUAACGCAAGACCGCAUAAUUUCAACGAAAGCAGAAGUGGCAACGAUCUAUGAUGUCGGGACAGCUUCUAAAAUUAUGACGCUCAUCCCAUCAAUAUCCAAUCAGUAUCAGAAGAACAGGGCGACAUUUAGUCCGUCUGAUGAUCUUGUUCUUUCCGAUGGAAUUUUGUGGGAUGUUGCUUCUGGCAAGCAGGUUCAUAAGUUCGACAAACUGAACCAGACGCUGAAUGGAAUUUUCCAUCCUAACGGGUUGGAGGUAGUGGCCAACACGGAAGUGUGGGAUCUGCGUACAUUCCACUUGCUGCGCACCGUGCCGGCACUGGACCAGUGCCAGGUGGUGUUCACGCCGCAGGGAGACACCCUCUACACCAUCAUGAUGGAGCACGAGUCGGAGGAGGAGGAGGGCUACGAGACCUCUUUCAAAACCCUCGACGCCUACGACUACUCCAGCAUCGCCACUAUUGAUGUCAAGAAGAGUGUCUAUGAUUUGAGCUGCAACAAGUAUGACACUCAGAUAGCAGUCGUGGAAAAUCAAGGUUUAAUAGAUGACAUCCAGGAGUCUAUGGUUCGAAUCUACGACGUUGGACGAAGACGGGACGACGAAGACGAAGGGGAGGAAGAGGAAGACGACGAUGAAGAAGGCAGUGAAGGAAGUGCGUCUGCAUCCGACGACGACCAACAAGACGAUGCCAGAGAAGCAGGAGAUGAUGAUGCAAAUCGGAAUAACUCUGCAGAUCAGGCGUCAGACGCGAAUGCUUCAGACUCCGACUCUGAAGGUUCAGAAGUCAUAAUCUCGCUCUCUGACGUCUCGCUAGAUAACGACUCCUUCAAUAUGUAUGAUGUAUGAAUGAUACUGCGUGGUGAUGUCAAUGUUCCAGAAUUUUUUAAGCAACACAGGUUGAUUUGAAAGGAAAGUUUUAAUAAUUCUCUUUACAGACAGUUUUAUUUUCUAAGAAUUUUCAUUUGAUAUUACAUUUAUCACGUUUCAUGUUGGAGAAGUGGAUAAACUUAUCUGUAUCAGAACAAUUACAUAAUACAACCAUGAAAUUGUGAUACAAACGUGAUGCAAGCAAUUUAUUCCAGAAUGCUACAUAUUGUGUUUCCCAUUACUCUGUGCUCGAGAAUAAAUUUUGUACAUUAGUGAGCUAGCUAAUUGGGAAAAAAAAUGAUUUAUAAAAACUUGUAAAUUUAUUUAAAUACAUGCUAAAAAAAAUAAUUUAAUUUCUUGUGGUACUGUAGGUGGUAAAUUUUUUAAAAUACACUGUGAAAAUUUC